ACCGAGCGACGCUUAUUUUGUAAAUAUUCGUUCGCUGCAUCUUGAAUGCAAAAAAAACAUGGAUGAUCUCGUCAAGGUACAUGCCGGUGGUGAGGACUACAAUUCAGAUUUCAGUGAUGAGGAACAAGGAGAGUCUUCAGAGAGCAGACUUAAACGGAAACAUGAACAGGAAAUCUUACAGAAGCCUUUCCAGAAAGGUCGACAUUCUCAAGUGGCUCAUCGCAGUUUUCACGCCGGUGAACUGGACAGAGAGGAAGCCAGGAAUAGAAGAGCCCACCUUAUAUCACUGAAUGCUUUUGAACGACAUAAGAAGUUUGUCGGCGACUACAUACUUUAUUAUGGAGGACACAUGGCCGACUUUAAACGUUCUGUGGCAACAGACAAAACAGACUCGGAUGUCUUGAAGGAGAAUCAUCGCUUUCUCUGGAGAGACGAGGAUGAGGAGGACAUGACAUGGGAGAAAGAAUUGGCGAAAAAGUAUUACGACAAGCUUUUUAAAGAGUACUGCAUAGCUGAUCUCAGUCGAUACAAAGAAAACAAGUUUGGAUUUCGUUGGCGCACGGAGAGUGAAGUUGUGUCGGGAAAAGGUCAGUUCCAGUGUGGACACAAACGCUGCGAGAAGCAGGAAGGCCUCAAAAGCUGGGAGGUGAACUUUGCCUACGUAGAACAAGGCGAGAAGAGGAACGCUUUAGUCAAACUCAGACUUUGCCCCGAGUGUUCUUUCAAACUCAACUACCACCACAAGCGUAAAGAAGUGAAAGCUAAGAAGGGUGUCGGAAAGCUCUCACAGGAGAACCAGGAGCCAUUACAGAAGAAGAGGAAGAAGAUGAAGAAGAGAUCAUCGUCACGCUCCAAGAAGAAGAAACACAAGAGAAGCAGGGAUUCAUCCACCUCCUCCAGCAGCUCGGAGGAAUUGCAGGACAAAGAUCCUGAUUCUGAGGACAAGGCAUUGGAGGGUCAGUCCGAGUCGGACCACUGGCGAGGGCCGGCCCCUGCAGUGGAGGAAAAGUCAAGGGAGGAAGAGUUCGACGAGUACUUUGAAGACUUGUUCCUCUAGACUCUCCGCUGUGGUCACGACUCUUCGACAAAAUUCAAGCACAUAUUUUUUGUUUUUUUUUCACGCUGAAAUAAACACACUUCAUUCACAUCAUCAUUCUGUUUGAAAGCAGCCGUGUCAUUUUUUUUGUUUUUUUAUGAAUUAAGCCAUAACAUCAGCAAGUUCAUGCUUAAAUACAUGAUGACUAAUGAUUGGUCAAAUCGUUAUGCAUAUUGAACGAGCCUUUAUUCUUGUUAUUUAUACAGAAUUACAAGCAAAAUUUUGCAAUCAUUCUCCAUACAAUAUUCCUUGCAGUGAUACAAGGAGUGACAGGACAGGAUAAAUAAGGGGAAAAACACUAAGACAGGGCAGGGGAAAAAUAAUAAAAAUAAGGAGCACAGUGUCAAACUGUUAAAAAAAAAACAAACGUUCCUGCAACCAAUGUUGAUUUUUUUCUUGAAAAAUGACAACUUUUUCUUGUGUUAUUACAACCUAAAUGAAAAAAAUUGUUUUGGUAAAAUUACAUGCUGGUUUAAUUGUUGUUAUUAACAUUAUAAUCUUAGUUUCGAAAGACGUUCUUCCUCCUUUUUUUGAGCAAAAAAUGGUUCUGAACGAGCCUUUAUUCUUGUCAUUUAUACAGAAUACAAGCGAAAUUGUGUAAUCAUCAGGAU
This is a messenger RNA of Doryrhamphus excisus (bluestripe pipefish), 1707 nucleotides long. It is a transcript of the gene fra10ac1, whose product is annotated as FRA10A associated CGG repeat 1. Gene Ontology annotation, molecular function: phosphatase activity. Gene Ontology annotation, biological process: dephosphorylation. Lineage: Eukaryota; Metazoa; Chordata; Actinopteri; Syngnathiformes; Syngnathidae. The record is from RefSeq and is a predicted model, not a curated record.